CCCUCUCACCGCUCACUGAACGUCACGUCCGCACUUGAACUUGAGUUUUCAGCCGCUGUAGGAGCCAGAGCGCCGCACAGACCCGCACAGACCCGCAGAGCGCCGCACGGACCCGCGCUGAGGCACAUAGACCCGCACAGUGCCUCAAAGAGCCGCACAGACCAGCACGGAGCCGCAGAGAUCUGCAAAAAGCCGCAAACAGUCACAGAGAGCCACAGAGUGCAGCCUGGGGAUGCGGGAGUGUGCAGCCGGCGCGCAGACAGAGAGCAGCGCGAGGCUCUGAGUCCUCUGCCCGCACUGCACGCGCAGCAGCCUAAGUGUCCACAGCACGAGCACACAUCCAGAAGUGCGGGAACAAGACUGGAUUUUAAUUUUCUUUCUCUCACGUGCUCUGUCCGGAGCGGAGCGCGCGUUGCCCGGGCUGUCCGGAGGGUGGACACGCGCUCUGAGUGACCAAUUGGAGGUAGGCGCACACCUCCUCUUCGCUGCUCCGGCUCAUGGUGUGAGCUCCGCGGUGGGCUGAGCCGGACCCCCCCUCCCUCCCUCCCUCAACGCGCACACCGGAGACACUUUGGCACCGAGCUCCACCCGAGCGCACUGCCGCCCCGCGCCGCGCCUCGCCGCGCCACGGUCGGUCACCGCACCGCCCCGGAGCCGCUGUCCGCUGCAGGAUCAGCCCGGGGGCCACAGCUGGGGUCGCGGCGCAGGGGCCAGUUUGGGGCGCCCAGCCUGUGGCCGGUUUUGGGGCCGGUGUUGGGCCGCCGGUGUUCAGCGGGAGGAGAGCCGACCCUUCAAGCGCAGCUCUCCAGGCGAUGCCAGUGUAAAUGCCAGGGCAAUGUCCCGACGCAAGCAGGGGAACCCGCAGCACCUGUCCCAGAGAGAAAUCACAGGUGAGUCUUUACAGACCUGUAAAGAGAUCCCUGCUGGACAUUUUUAGAGCUCGGAUGAUUUUAUUUCUCCCUCUCUUUCUUCUCUGUCAGAGUUUUUUGCUCUCCUGGAUCUUGGCGCGUUAAAUCGUGUCUGCGCUCAGACUUCGUUUUUUUUUAAUCAUUUAUCUUUAAUUUUAAUUCUAAAUUACUCAACGUCUUAUUUGAGGCGAAUAUUCCUCAAACAGACCGUUUUUACGACGGAGUGGACAAUCAGAGUGGACAGAGUUUGACUCUGGACGGGGCAGACCUGCAGGACUUGCAUUCUUUUUGUCUGACUUUGAAUUAAAUUAAAUUAAAUUAAACGAUAAGCAGCGCUGACUGAAACUGUAGAUGAUAAUAAAGGGUAAUUAUUAUUAUAUUUCGUGAAUUUAGUCGGAACUUUUUACACAAUUUCAACCAAGGUGACAUUUAAACAGUUUUCCCGUUUUCACAUCAGGAAGAAUUCAUCUUCAGUUCUGAUUUUAUUUCAGAUUUCACUUCAAAUUCUUCUCAUCCAUGUUCUCAUUUUAUAUCAUUUAUCAUUAGUGAAACAUUACCGUUUUAAAUAUUUAUAGUCAUGUAAUACAAGUGCAAUCACCAACUUCUUUUUUAACCUUUUAAAUCCACGUUCGUGUGCACAGAGGUGCGGUUUGUGCAUGUUUUCAACUUAGGUGUGUGAGUGUUAUGUGUGUGUUUUCUUUUUAACUUUAUUUUGUAGCGUCUUUUAUUUAACAUCGCAAAGACAGUGCAGAGGAAUUUCGUUGUAUAAACCUCUCACAAUGAUGAUAAAUAUUCUAUUCUAUUCUAAAGAGACAUCACACCUGCUGUAAUUUGAUUGAAUUGAACACAUUCAUAUUUCACAUUAAAAUUCAACAGUAUCCUGAUAUAAAACCAAACAUGUUUGAUUUUAUCCUCAUCAUCCUGCCUCUCUUUCUCUAACUUUCACUCUCUAGAUAAACUUUCUUUAACCUGUAACAAUGAAUUUUCUUUUCUUUUUUUGCAUGAAGUGUGUGUGUGUGUGUGAUGACUGUUUUAAUGUUAAACUGUAUGUGUGUGUGUGUGUGUGUGUGUGUGUGUGUGUGUGUGUGUGUGUGUGUGCGUGUGUGUGUGUGUGUGUGUGCGCGCGCGCGUGUGUAGGUUUUAAAACCUGACAGUGAAGAGAGACAGAGCGGCAUGACCAGCACUCUCACAUGCACGGUUUCUCUGUUUUAUUGUUUUUAAUAUUUCAAAGCUUUAGCUCACAGAUGUUUUGUAAAAUUUCUUCACACAGUCUAUCAGAGUGAACAUUUUAAAUCAUUUCAAAAGAAAAAGCUUUAAGAGAAAAACUAAAACUUAAGAAAUACGACUGAUUUAAACAGAAAAGAGCUGCUCCCCUCUUUUUUAAAACAGUUUAUAGGGGAGACUGGGGGCAGUUUUGAUGGGGAGGGUAAUAGUAACACACCCAGUAUCCUCAACAAGAAGCAGGUUAGCAGAAGCUGACGCUCACUCUGCACAUGCUCAGUUAGAUUUGUCUCUGCCUGCUUAAAGGGAUUUGGAUCACCUCACCACAGCAGAAUUUUAAACAGAAAAGUGGUUUGGCGUUAGUGCAAGAUUUUUCUGCUCUUUAAAGUUUAAAUAACUUUGAGUUAGAAGCUAAAUCAAUUUCAUCUUGAGGCUUGAAGACUGACAUGAUCGACCCAUGCUCAUGUUUGUAUAAGUAUUAUCUAGUGUGUGACAUAUGAUCAUGCCUGCAGGUUAGGGGCAGCUGUAAUGCAGAAUUAAGAUAAAAGUUUAAACUCAAUAGUUAGCAAUAUUUUAUGCAAAAUAAAAGAUUCAAAUUCAUACAACAACUGAUGUCUAAAAAGAGUUCAACCAUACUUCAAAUGUAUCGAAGAAACAUUAUACAUCAUGUAUUAACCUCUAUAGGUGUGCUUUAAUGAGCGACACUGUGUGUAAAUACAACAUAUUUCUCCGUUUUUACUUUUGCCUCAGUGAAUAAAACACAAGAUUAAACCGUUUUAUCCUCAUGAAUUAAAACGGAUCAAUAGCAUUCAUAAAUAGUUCACAUUUUUAUGUUUCUCUUAUAAAAUGAUGAGAAGUGUGUUUCAACUAAUCUGUGGCAUGUGAGGGAACAUGUAAAAAACUGCCACUGAUGUUGAUAACAUUAUUAUUAGAAUAACUGAUUUAAAUUCACUAUUUGAUGGAUUCAUUGACACAUUCAUGAAUUCAUGUCAAAUCAGUAAUUUUUAUCUGUCAGUAAAAUUAUUCCUCUGCUUUCUCCUCAGGUUUUAGCUCAUGCUUUCCAAACUUUAAAAUAUGCUCUGCAAAUCAGACACAAAGAGGUCUGUCGGAAGUGUGUUUGUGUGAGGGGAUGAUGUGUGUGUUUGACAGACUGAGUGUCAUUCUAAUGAAGAUUUUUAUAUGCAGUUUGAGAUAACGUGCACACCUACGCAUGUGUGCAUGUGUAUGUGCACGUCCUUGUGUGCAUGAGUACUUCACUAACUUGCACACACAGUUUCAGCAGUUCUGAGCUCUGUCUUCCUCAAGGCCUGCAUGCACGACAUUGUUCUACCAACUUAAAGGAGCAUGCCCACACAAUGCAGACUCACAAACACACAGAGCACCACAGCACAGCUUCGCUCAGUGUGUGUGUUUAUGUGUGUUUAUGUGUGUGUGUUUGAGAUGGGUAACAUCUCUUGACGACUGCAGGUUAUGGCGGCUUGUCUGCAGGCUGAGUUACAUACCUGUGGAAGUGGGUCACACACUGCUCACUGUACGCCUUUACUCUAAACACAUCCUGAACAGCACCCCCCCCCCCCCCCACACCCCACACACACACACGCUCAGCCCUGUGCAGAAAACACACAAGUGCAAACCAUGACAGAGACACACAUGUAGACGUGCAGAGAGAAAGAGAGUUGAAAUGAAGAUUAUUAACAAGCUUAAUUUUUUGUAUUGUAACACAGCAGCUUAAACUUGUUUUUGUGUGUGUGUGUGUGUGUGUGAGAGAGAGAGAGAGAGAGAGAGAGAGAGAGAGAGAGCAGGUCUGACUUGUCUGUCUGUUUGAUUUAUUUCUGUGUUCAGGCUGCAGCUCAGAGCUCUACAUGCCAUCAUUAAUGUGUGAAAGAGGCUGCACAUUUAAUAAGCUUCACUACACACACACACACACACACACACACACACACACACACACACACACACACACACACACACACACACACACACACACACUUGCAGUCUUUUAUAUGCAUGUAAGUUUGCAUGUUCAUAUGUAAAAGUACACAUGUGAGCGGCUUUCAAAUGAUGGUUCUGUGGAGCUGGUCCUCUUGUUCGUCUGUGUUUUGGUUUCAUUUCCAAACCUCCUGCAGACUUGCAGCCUAGCGUCAGUUCUACCUGUCAGAGCUGAAACAGGGGCGGAUUAUUCUGCUGCUGUUGAGUCUCAGUUUCUGCUCCUUAGAGACAGAAGCCGUUUGAGAGAUCAGGCCCGUUUCCAGGAGCUGAGGUCUCUAAUUAUUUAGGUUUACCAGGUUUGGUUAAAUUUCAGGCUGUUUCGGAUAGAGUUUGGUAAGAUCUGUUCCUUUGGUUUAGUCUCCGCUUAUUUUAAUCACAGUCUGGAAUAAUGUGUGUGUUUUUGGGUGGGGUUUGGUUAAAUUUGUGUCUUUUUGAAUGUAGUUAGGUUGAAUCUCUGGUUUUUAAUCAUGUGGUUUUUCUGUGGUGUGGUUCUCUUUAUUAAGUUUGACAUGAUCUGUGAAAAAUUGAGGUUUGGUUAAAUUCCUGGUUGUAUUUUUAUCAAGUUUGGUAAAAUCUGUGUAUUUACUUAACCAAGAUUAGUUUUAGUUGUGCUUUUUUUUAAACAUGUUUAAGGACAUCUGUGGUAGUUUGAAUAUGUUGUGAAUGGAGUGGAGGUAAAAUCAGUGAAGUUUGGUUGAUUCUGUGGUUUUUUGGAUGAAGCUCAGAUAAAUCUCUGGCUGGUUUGUUUAAAUGUAAGUAUUUUUGAGUGAAAUUUGGUUUAAUCUUGGCUAUAUUUCCAGAUGCUUUUGAAAAUGUUUGCUGACUUCUAAUUUUGUAGGGACAUUAGAUUAAAUUUGUGUUCUGAUUAUGUUUUAAUGUAGUUUGUUUAAGGUUUGUGGUUUUUGGAUGUUUCCGAUGAAAUGAUGUAGAGUCUGUAAAAUUUGGAGUCACGUUGGUUUAAUCUUUGAGUCAUACAUGUAGACAGGUAACAUUUCCAGUUGUUUUGUGGAAAAAUCUGUAUUAUUUUUUUGUUGGGAUUUGGUUGAAUCUGUGUGUUUUAGGUAGUCACAUAAUGAUUUAGAACACAAUUUGGUUAAAUCCUCAAAUUUUAAAGUGAAGUUUAGUUUAAUCAGAGUAUUUUUCGGUGUUAUUCAGCUAUAUUUCCAGUUGUUUUUGAUCAUGUUUGGCUGAAUUUGUGUGUUUUGAAUAAAGUGAGGUGAAAUUUCUUGAUAUUUUAAAUCCAGCCUCAUCUUUGUAUCCUUGUGUAACGCUUGGUUCAAAAUAUCUGUUUUUAAUAUAUAUUAGUGAAUUUCUAGCAGUUUUGAAUGCAGUUUGCUCAAAUCGGUCUACUUUGGGGUAUGUUUGGUUGAAACUGUGUGUUUUAAAUGCAGUCCAGUUAAAUUCUCAAGCCUUAUGUGCAGUCUGGUAAAUUCUGUAUUUUUCUAAAUCGGGUUUGGUGAGGCCUGCCAGCUCUCUAACUCUGCACAGUACGUUUGAGGAUUUUUUGUUCUCCAUCCUUUUUAUUCUCUGAUUUAUCUUUUCCUUCUGUCCCUGUAAUAAACAUUUAUUUAUUCUUUAAUUCUUUAUCUGAAUGUUAAGUUUUUCACAUCUGUAAACUCUCCUGAGUCUGUGUGAACAUUCACACCUGAUCCUUAAACACUCACCUGAAGUCACACACGGUCAUCAUUGUUUUAGAUACAACUGGUAUGCUCCUGGGUGUGUGUGUGUGUGUGUGUGUACUUUUAUUCUCUCGCCAUCAGAGAGGGAAUCAGAGUAUACACACACACAUGCACACAAAGAUUUAAAGCACAAGAAGGUAGGUGUGUGUCUUCUCGCUCACUUUUCCCAUUGGCUGUCAGAGCUGAUCCUCCUGAUGAGCGUAGUCUUUUUAACGCACACACACACACACACACACACACACACACACACACACACACACACACACACACACACACACACACACACACACACACACACACACUGUAGCGGUUAUGGCUACACACACAUUUUGACUCUCUCAACACACUUAUGUAGUUAUCAUGGAUAUGAAGAAAGGAGCAGUCUUUGUGAAAGUGUGUUCACAAUGAGCUCCAAAGCACUGUGAUAAGUUUAUUCCUUAUUAUUUAUGGAUCCUAAAUGAUUAAUUAGCUCAAUUAAUAUAAAUAUUGAUUAAUUAUUGUGGUUAAUGGAAACCAUAGCAUCUAACAGACAGUCUGAGAGACAUUCUGGUUUUAAGACAGAACCAAAUAUCAGGGUUUGAAUUAACGUAACAUAAAGGAGAGACUCUGCAGUGUGGGUUUGAAGUGUGUGUGUUUGAGUGUACCAGCAGUGUGAGCAUGCUUUAACACAAGACACACACAGCAAAAACACACACUUAAACUGUACACACACACAUACAGACUGUACAUCUCUCUCUCACUCUCUCAUCCUGCUAGGGGGAGCUCUCAGUCUGUCAGUGCGGCUCUCUGUUAGUGUGUGUGUGUGUGUGUGUGUGUGUGUGUGUGUGUGUGUGUGUGUGUGUGUGCGUGUGCGCGCGCGUGUGUUUCUGUGAGUGUGUGUGUGUGGAUUAAAGAGACCACAUUCACCUCUUAGUGUCUGCACCUGCUUGUUCUGAGCUCCGCUGUCAGUUUUUUUUUUUUUUUUUUGCACUCUGCACCAUAAACCUGUCAGUGUGUGUAAAUGUGCGUGUGUGUGUUUAUGUGUAAAUAGAGUGAAGCAGUCUGUUCUUACUGUAAGUUUCUUGAUUUAAUUCAAAUUUGAGUAUCAUAUCAUGUAUUUAACUUUAAAUUUUUAUGUGUGUGCAUAUAUCUACUAUGUGUGUGUGCACCGUUAGUUUGUGUGUGUGUGUAUCCAUGGUUUGCAUACAAGCCUGUAGUUUGUGUAUUUAUCCCUAUUUAUGUGUGCAGCUUUUACUGUAUCUACCUCCAGUUUGUGUGUCUCACUUUUAUUUGUGUUUACUCUUUUAAUGCAUAUAUGUGUAUAUAUUAAUGUCUGUAUUUUUGUGUGUCUUAAAGUUUGUGUACUCUUAGUUCACCCUUUAUUUCUGUAUACAUUAUAUAUAUAUAUAUAUAUAUAUAUAUAUAUAUAUAUAUAUAUAUAUUUAUGUAUCCAUAAUUUGUGUUGGUUAAUUUAGUUUGCAUGUGUAUUUUGUAGUUUGUGUGCAUAUUUGAAGUUUAUUUGUGUAUCGUUGUUUUGUGUGCAUACCUUUACUUUAUUUUUUAGUUAUGUGUGUUUUUAAGUUCCUGUGAAGCGUUUUUUGAUGUUUAUUAGAAGUUGUUUGUUAUUAUUUUGUCUGUGUUACUUUAGUUUCUGUGCAUGUAUGUGUGUAUCUUUUGUUUGUAUGUCCCUUUCAUUUGUGUGUCACUUCUUUUUGCAUCUUUUAUUUCACUGUCCUUUUAUUUUUUGUGUGUAUCAUUUAAUUACGUGCAAAUCAUAAGUUUGUGUUGCAUCAUUAUUUGGUGUGUAUACCUUUAGUUUGUUUGUGUAUUUAAUAAGUUCUGUGUCUAUUUUCAGUUUAUGUAUGCAUCUUUGCUUCGUUUGUGUAUCUUUAGGUUAAAAGUGUAUUUUUGUUUAUCUUUAUUUUGUGAUUGUUUUUUAUUUGAUGUGUAUAUUUGAAUAACUUUUGAGCUUUAUCCUGAGUUUUUUUGUGUUUAUUUUUUUAGGUUGUGCGUCUCUUUACUUAAUGUGUCUGUCUUUGAUUUGUAUUUUGUGUUUGUGUAUGAUUAUUGUGCAGGAUAAUCUUGAUUUUGUAUGUGUAUUGAAGUGGUAAAAACGUUUAAAACCUGUUUUGUUCUGGUACUGCUUCAUCAAUCUUCUCUACCUUACCUAUGGGAGUUCAGGUACAAAAUAACCUACUGAGAUGAUUGACAGUUUCUUGCUGCUGUACCUUAUAAACAAACAGAUGAAAUCCCAUGUAUCAGUUCAGAUUAGAUUAUGUUGUUUCAAUACAAAUGCCAAUCAUCUGCAUCUACUCUGAUGAGACUCCAUGUUCUUGGUCAUGUGAUUGAUUUAUAGGCAAACCCUCUCACCACAUGUGGAGGCCGCAGACAGACUUAAAGGCAAAUUAAUGCAGAAAAAAAAACAAAUGUGUAAAAAUGAUAAACUUGAAUGCAGCUCCUACAGUGUGUGCAGCUUAUGUUUUUUUCCGGAGGGAAUUGAAAAUCAGUUAUUAAGAGGUUUUAUAUGCUUUUGAUCAGGAUAAGAUAGGAUAGAUAAUUUAUUCAUCUCAUUGUUUCAGCAGCUUUAAUCACAGUCAGACAAAAAAUAUCAAACUGUAAAUAUCACAGCCAAAUUAAAAAUUGGGACAUCAGCAAAAGCAAGAAAAAGGAAUUUACUAAAGCGAAUCUGAGAAAGGUUGGUAGAAGAUUUUCCAUCCUUGAUAAAAUAAAGAAGUAAAAUAAAUAUUCAUUGUGUGAAUUCAAGUUUGGAAAUAAUUAACAGAAUUUAAUGAAAUAAAAUUUGGGGGUAUUUAAUGUGUAAAUGUGUGUAUUUUAUUUUGUAAGUUUUGUCUGUUUUGCACAUAAAAAUAUUCUUAGCUGGUUUGUCCUCAUCCUCUCUCUCUCUCGCUCUCUCUCGCUCUCUCUCUCUCUCUCUCUCUGCACGAAUAAAGCUCACAUAAACUUCAUAGAUCCACCUAAAUAACGAGACAUUAACCGAUGGUGAAUAAAGCUGGGAUAAAAACAAAUCUAAGAAGCAAACAUGGAAAAAAUAUAUUUAAUAACACACAGCUGAGUUAUGUGAAAUCAUUUUGGAUCCCACUGCAAUGAGGAAAAUUCACAUUUGGUUUCAGAAAAUUGAAACACAUUUUUAUUAAAAUCCCUUGAAAAUAAUUCAGAAUUUCACUGCAAUGAUGCAAAAAACCUGGUAUUGUUUCUUCUCUGUUAUCCAAAAGAGAAACAAUAAACAAAUACAUCAUGACUGCAUGAAAAAUGUCUGAUAAAUCACCUUGAAGAACGAGACUUCAAUGAUAUUGAAUAAUAAUGAUUAUAAAUAUUAAUGUUAUUCAUUUAAGCAGCCCUGUGAUGAAACUGAGAGCUGUUACGUUGAAACAGUCCAACAGUGUCACAAUCUUUGUCGGAGAUGUGUACUACAGGUCGUCAAGGUGACGUGCAGGUGUGACCUGAAAUUAGCUGAGGGUGCAGUGAAGGUGUAGGUGUUAUGCAGGUGUGUAGCUACAGCAAGUUUAGCACAUUUGUAAUAAUGUAUAGGUGCAGCUGUAGCGAAAGUGUAGUUAAGGUGUAUAAAGUUUGUAGCACAGGUACACUGCAAGUGUUGUGUAGUAAGGUUGUAGUGUAUGUGUUGUGCAGGUGUAGAGAAGCUACAGCUGUGAUAUCAGCUCACCUGUGCGCAGAGAGGGUCAGAGGUCUUGGAUCAUGAAGUGACAAUGAGCACUUCAGUGUGUGGAGGUCAAAGGUCAUUUUGUGUGAGUGUGUGUGUGUUAGUGUGUAAGUGUGCACAUGCGUGUGUUAGUAAGUGUGUGUGUGGCCUGCAGGCUACACCCAUCUGGCCUUUGUUAGAAUGGGCAACUCUGUAAAGUAGAGUGUACUUGUUUUGUGAUAUGACCUGGAACAAACACAUGCAGACAUAACGAACACGUUCACAAACACACACACAUGCGCAUGUGCGCGCGCACACACACACACACACACACACACACACACACACACACACACACACACACACAUGCAGAAGCAGAUUUUAAGUUGGUGAGAUAUGAUUUGACAGAUUUCAGAUCCUCACACCUGCUGACACACACACACACACACACACACUCUAAAACACACUCCCUGUUACCAUAGCAACAAAUAAACAUGUUAAAUAGACAGAUCAUUGUAUUCGAUUUAGAGCACUUUGUCUGUUUCUUACUUUGUAUGAAUUCAUGGCGAAGAUGAUGAUGAAGAUUAUGACGAUGAGAGUCUAACUUUUUCCCUUUAUUUUCUCUUCUGAUUGGACAGCAGAGGUUGAGCAUCAUGAUGGCGGUCUGCUCUCAGACUGCCACCCUCCUCACCCUCUCAUCCUACCCCCUCACCCACUGGACCCGAGUCUGGGCCACACACUCCCACCUGGCCUGCAUGCUGACCACGACCUGCUGACAUGCGGUCAGUGUCAGCUAAGCCUGCCACUGGGCGACAUCCUCCUCUUCAUUGAGCACAAGAAGAAGCAGUGCAGCUUGCCGCUCCUGCCCAAUGGCUGCUAUGACAAGAUAAAUGAGCGAGGAGGAGGGGGAGGAGGGAGCCCUGCCCACCAUGGUUUGCAUCACCACACUCAGAGGGUGGAGCUCAGGAAGGUGGUGGAACCUGUGGAAGUCGGCAUCCAGGUGACGCCAGAGGAGGAGGAAGAGGGAGGAAGAAGAGGAGGAAAUGGUGGAGGAAAGGUGGGAGGAGAGGGAGGAGAAAGGAGAGAGAGAACACCAAUCAAAGGAAUCUGCCCCAAACAGGAAAAUCUGACAGGUAUGCACACACACCUACACACAGCUACACACACAGCUCUAACCUCUGUGUGCAGCCAGAUUAGUUUAGCAUAAAUACGAAACUAUGUGUUUUUAAAGCUGGACAUAAGGGGCUCUAUUUUCGUGCCUUGCCGGAGACGUGCCACAGGCGCGGCGUAAGUCAGGUCCGUCGCGCCGACAAGGUGUUCCCAAGCACAUUUUAGUAUUUUGGUGAGCAACGCAGCCUGGUGUAAGUAUCCCCCCUCCCUAACUCAGCUCCUCCCAGCGGCGUAAAUCGUAGCGAGGGAGGAGAGAGGGCGUGAAGUGGGUUUAACACAGCCGAGACCUGUUUUCACCAAUCACAUAAGCUCCUCUCCUUGCCUUUAAAUCCGCCACCGGCGAGGCGUAUUACUAUUUUCGUGAAGUAGUCAAAGAGAUCAAGAGAUGUCUGAAGACAGUAAUGCCAGACGAUGGCGACAGAAGGCAGCCCCUCAACAAGUGUCACUGUAAGCGCUGCAUUGGGCGUCCUCCACACUCUCUCAAAUGAGCACAGAUGGAUUUGGUGUGUGUAAGUUUGGACCCACUGGUAAGACAAACACCCUUUUCCACAAAUAAAGACACUCACAUAAAGUUGCAUAUGUUCAAACCUCACGUGACAAAGGUGGGUUGAGCGCACAAUUCACCACAUAAACUCCAAAAAUGGCAUUAAAAUCGGAAUAAAUCGGAAUAAAUUUGGCUCACAAAACUGAAUAUUAUAAUAUCUGUAUGUCGGCUUAAAGUAAAUAACUCAUCUGCGCACUAAAACAAAUCAUCUGUUCAGCUGCAGCAGGACGGAGAGAGGACACAGAGACAUGUCCAGGUCGAGCUGUGCGAGAAAUAAGAGGAAGAGGAAGAAAGAAAGGGAGGGAGACAAAUUAAAUAUCUUGUUAACUUCAUCAUGUGUGUCUAUUUACUAGAUAUUUAAUUUAAUUUAAUGUGGUUUCAGCUGUGUAGAUUCGGUCAGGUUGUGUGUCCAAACGCGUGCCAAACGCACUCAUCAGAUCAGAUAUAGAUCAGAAUAUAUCUAAAUAGAUCUAAAUGUAUGUACUGACUCAGAUUAUUCGUUGUUGUUGAUUAUUUAUUGCACUGAAAUGUGCCUGACACUGUGGAAACCUGCCGGUGAGGCAUCGGUGACGUAUGCCGAUACGCCAGCGGUCUACCAAAAUACUACUAGACCAGCUGCGCUCCGCCUGCACUGAAAGCUGGCCAGGUUUGAAUCGGCGAGCUUUCAGCGCACUUUACACGUCACUGGUGAGCACGAAAAUGUCACUGCGCCCGCUGAUUCUGUCGACACCUCCCCCUGCCACGCCACCACGCCCAGCUUGGCGGAUCUCGGUUUGCCUCCUUGCGCCUCAGUCCACGAAAAUACCAAACUGGCUGUACACCGGACUCCGCCAGAUGAAAAUACUGCGCGGGGUCUGCCACCCUCCGCCGCCUCACUGGCGUACACGAAAAUAGAGCCCAAGAGGUGAAGUAAAACUCUGUUGGAUUAAUUCCUCUGUAAACUGUUCACCCACUCACUCUUUAUGUGAUCACCUAGGGUUAAACUCAGCUGCAGCUCAGAGCUCGACAGCAGGAACCUUCAGACAAGCAGCAGGGUUAAAAACCCAUGGUCAAGUAGAAGACUCCUUACAGGUGAAAAUACAGACAGAGCCGGUCUGUAGUUCGGAAAACAGAGAUGGCGUUUGUUUGGAAGGGUGAUAGGAGGACUCUUUGCAGUGGGCUAAGCAUUGAUAGCCACCUUUUUCAGCCCCUGUACAGCUUUUAUUAAAACAACUGUUGUGAUGUUUUGACCAAAGAUUGAUGAUUUUUAGGGCUCUUUAAAAGGUUAAUAGAGGUGGGCAACAGCUUACAUAUUAAUAUUAUUAGUGGAGCAUGUUACAAUGACAGCAUCGGUGCUCGCCCUACAUUGGCUCCCUUGUUCUGCACACGCUCAGUGGAGAAGACCCAUUCAGGCAUUCAGGACAAAUUAACAAUAGACACAAAAACCAAAUCUCAGAUCUUCAUACUCCUUUUCUUUGUUUUCAUCACCAUAUCCUAUUGUACUAAAUAUGGUCAUUAUGAAUUAAAUGAUGUAUCAAUUGUUAGGUAAUCAAUAAUUACAUAGUAAAAACAGCUGUAAAACCUACAAGCAUCAGCUACACACACCCAAACACUAAAUAUGACGACAUGAGACUCCGUCAGGGGUGUCUCUAUUAAUCACCCUGCUGCUCUCAUUUCAAUAUUAACAUUUACUUUAAUCAUCAGAGCCAGACACAGGCAUGCAUAUUCAUAAUACACACACACACAUACACAAACGCGCACACACACACAAAUAUUCUCUGUGGGGACUGGGGACAUGGACUUCCUUUAUGGCAGAAACUGAAAAAAUGAAUUUACGAUUUUGAAGAAAGUGAAAGGGUUAAUAAGUCAUUUUAAAAUAUGGAUAUUUCAUUAGGCCAAGUUCUUUAUUUUUUAGGGAUUUGCAUUUUGCACACAGGCUUUAAAGUCCAACAAGAAGACUUGUCCACAAAUGGUUUGUUUUCUCGAGUAUAUGCUAGCUAAUCUUACACUCAUGUACAUGUUUUUAAUACUUUGUGAGGGCAAUGUACUAAAACCUUUCAUGUAGACUAAUACUUAAUGUGGCUGGACAGGUGGAGAAAAUUGAUUUACCACCAGAAGUGAGUGAGGAGUUUAAGUGUCAUACUUAAUUUAGGGCUGCAGAAACUCAAACAUGCACUGAAUUUUCUGGAGAAAAAUCCAAAAAGCAAAACUGUCUUCAGAAGAUUUUCUAUCAAGGCUUGGUCCUCACAAGGACACAAAGACAAAUACACACUAACAUAGCUAGCCAUGGUUGCUAACUAGAGCUUACCUGCAAACUAGUGUAAGUUGUGUGAAGGUGUUCCUGCAGUGUGAGCAGGCAGUGUGUGUGACCUGUGUUGUGUGUGUAUGUGUGUGUUUGUAGGCUCAUCUGCAUAAUGACUCUGUAGUUCUGCAUUAAUAACAUUUGCAUAUGAAGCCGUGUUAAUUACUGCUGAUCAGCAUGCUCUGCAUUCAUGCAUGCUAAUUCUCAGACACACGCCAAAAUGGAUGUCCUAACAUCAGGGAGAAGACUGCUCUGUAAGUGUGUGUGUUUGUGUGUGUGUUUGUGGAUUGAUGGAGAUGAUGAAGGUGGUGGUGUGGUGGUCUGAAAUUUGCUUCAACUGUAGAGAGUGAAGGGAGAUGCUUUUCAGUGACUCCCUCUCUCUCUCUUUUUGGCAGGUGGCCAUGUGUGGAUCUAUUGUUUACUUUCAGUUCUUCAUUUCAGACUCUUAUUUUCUCUCAGCUCUUCAGACUGAGCUGUUUGAUCAGGACGGGUAGAUUCAGUGUUUUAUGAAUGAGGUUCGGUUCUGACAGGAACACGUUUCUGGCUGUAUUUGAAACAUGUGACCAUCAAAGACAGUAUACAGUAUGAACUGUACUAAAUACUGCAGUAGAGGGGAGUAUGUCUUUAGACUGUUUUGUCGGUUCUGUUUUGCACUGUGUUGAUUCAGGCUCUGCUGGUUGUAAGCUUCUGUGAGUGAAAAAAGAUCCUGGCAAAUUAGAUUAGAUUUCAGUUUUGAUUAUGAUUUUGGCCCUCUGUGUUCCUAAAAAUAUAAUAACUAAUAUUGCUGUGUUGCCCAUGUCCUCUAUGUUGAAUGAAGUGCAUGCUCUUUCUUGGUUAACAGUAGCCUGGCCCCUCCCCUCAAACAGUUCACACUCCAAGUGAUGAUGCACCUGAACAUUUUCUGCCGUAAAACAGAAAAAAAGAGAAAUGUUUGAGCUGCGUGUUGAUAAAAACAGUACAAAAGAAAGACUAAUCUGCUGCAGAUUAGGCUUUUGCUUGCAUAUCACAUUCAAGGUUUUUAGUCAAAUCAGUGCCUGCUACUUGUAUGUAAAGCACUUUCAAAUACAGGCUCUGUCUGUUUCUCUGACCACCCUGAGUAAAGCUGUCUCUGAAGGAUGAAGUACAGGGGUUGAUGUACAAAGAAUAAACUGCUAUUGCUUGUAAAAUGAAGAAUUGUGCAUCGUUUGCCCUCGGUCCCUGCAUCUACACCUGCAGAGUAAACUGUGCUAAUCAUAUUCAAGAGCAAAAACAUCUGCUCAAUUCUGCAGCUCUGUGCAAUUUGCUCCAGUUGUAUUUUACCAAGAUGAGCUGUCCGCAUCUCUGUGAGCACUUCAGAGAGACAUCUAUUAGAUAUGAUGAUGCAGGCUUUGAAUGUAAAGAUGUGAAAUCAGUGCCAGCCAAUUGGCACAGUAUUUGAGAAGUUUUAAUAUUCAAAAACAUUUUUCUGUGAAAACCUGAAUUUUUCUUCUCAUGUUCCUCCGAGUGUUAAAUUAUUUUCUCAAUUACUGAAAAGUUUGAGCAUAAUGCUUAAACAAACUAUUGCACAGUUACCAGCAACUUGCAGCACUCUGUGUGCUGCUGUUUGUGAAUCAGGUGUAUCUGUUCUGAGGCUCAUCUGUACAAAAAGGGACAUGUUUUGUUCCUGGUAAAUAGAUAAUGAAGAAAAGUAUGUAGAUGCUAUUUGCUCUGCAUAGCAGUUUGUGCAUGCUUUGUGAAUGAGGUUGUGGCUUUUUUUGCGCACAAUCAGUAGUUGCAAAAGUUGCACAGUUCGGUUAAUCAUGCUCUCAGAGUUUUAUGAUAGAGGUCUGUUCUUGAUGUUGAGUGAGGUGAUGAGAGAGCUCAGUGGGUAAAGCCAGGAAAUUAGGUACAGUGUAAGCAGAACAAAUAUUAUGUAAUGGCGUGUGUGAGCAACAGUUUGUUGUGUGUCACUUCCAUUUAUAAAGCAGACACACACACGCACAUGCACACAUAAGCUGCUCAGCCUCUCUACUCAACCUUUUUAUACCCAGUCAUGUUACUAACCUGUUGGAAAUUAGUUGGAGAUGUUCCUCCAGCUGUGUAUUUUUUAGUAUUACACAACUUUUUACCUGUUUGAUUGUUCCUCUAUAAGAACUUUAAACCUGUUUUGUUUUCCUUGUCACUACUUUUUGAAAAUGUGUUGCUCACUUAAGUUUAGACUUGUUAUACCUCAGAUAUCAUUCAUCACUGCUUUAAACUCACCUGAUAUAAACUCUGGCGCUCCUUAAUGCUGUAGCUUCACUCCCUCUGUAUCCAGGAUCAUACACACUCCUUGGCUCUCUUUCUCUCACACACACACAGUGAGUGUUGAUGCUGUGGUUUGUACAGAGACACACCUGAGCUGUGUGAGUUUCUGUCUGUCCUCUCAGUGUUUCUGGGAUUAGCAGACGUGUUUCUGCAUCAUGACCGCUCCUCUCCUCCACAAUGAGCUGCUGCUGUUCAAAUCGCCACUUAACCAAAGCUCAUUUCUCACAUGGGUAGCUGAGAGGGGUAUUACGGGCCUGUAUGUGUGUGUGUGUGUGUAUGUGUGUGUGUGUGCAGCGUGAAGAGAGUUACAGAGGAUUUAAACACUCAUUACAACUAAAGCUCUGUGUGUCUGUGUGAAGGUGGAAUGCUGAGGGUAACACACCUCACUGGACUGUUUCCUAAGGACUGUUACAGUAACUUUUCCCCCCUCACCACACACACACACACACACACACACUGCGUCCCUCUCUGCUGUGUGUCUGCUUCCUCUCACAGCCUUAUAAGGUCUUCCAGCUCAGGCCAGCACUCCCAUCCUUACCCCCCUCUAACCUCCGUCUGGUCUGGAUCUGCUCCCUUCCUCGACCUGGACUGCCAUCUCGGCAUAAACAAACUGAGUCUGACCAUAACACUGACACCACUGCUCCUUCAUCACCCUUCUCCUCCUCCUCCUUCUCUCUCUGAUCACAUGACUCCUCUCCCUUAUAUUCAGUCGCUGAGAUGAGGACACCAAUCAUGUUGGAGGACAGAAUUAGUCAGUAUGUCUGCAUGAUGCAUCUGUGAUCACUCUAAUCUGCAGCUCUGAGGUCAGACUAACAUACCCAGAUAUUGCAGGUGUUCAGUUCUCACUCAGACCCAAACUGGCCUCAGUGUUCUGCAAAUGAUCUACAGUUUGCACGCUUUGCUUUGACCCAGAAAUCAAACAGCCCACACGUGCAUAAGGAAGCUAAGUGGUAAACAAAACUUCAACAGGAGGAGAAGAAGAAGAAGAAGAAGAUAUUCAUAUUGCAUGAAUAAUAGGGGCACAGACUGACUUUGGCUGAUCGAGUCCCAGCAAAUCUGUUGCACCCGCUCUGGUCUGAAUGCAUACUUUCAAACUCAGGGUGGUGGUGCAAAACCAUUUUCCCCUGGGGAUGAUAAAAGUUGAAUUCAUUCACUCAAAGUUGUUCAUGUUUUCACCGUGUCUUCAGUUUUAUUUUACUUAAAAAAAAAACAAUUAAAAAAAACGUAGCUUUUGGUCUUUCCAGUAUUGUGCAUAUUUAUAGAACUUAUUUACUACAAUAUUUGAUCUGUGCUCUUAGUUUAAUGGCAUUGUUUGGUUUGCACAAACCGGUGUGUUCCUUGGAAUUGAAGAUUGCAUUUGAUUGAAAAACUUAAGACCAGGUUUGUCCUGUAACCUUUUCCAGAACCUUGGGCUCUAUUUUCAUGUCUUGCCGGAGACGUGCCGCAGGCGCGGUGUGAGUCAGGUCCGCCGCGCCGACAAGGCGUCCCCAAGCACAAUUUGGUAUUUUGGUGAGCGGCGCAGCCCAGCGUAAGUAUCCCCCCUCCCUAACUCAGCUCCUCCCAGCGGCGUAAAUCGUAGCGAGGGAGGAGAGAGGGCGUGAAGUGGGUUUAACACAGCUGAGACCUGUUUUCACCAAUCACAUAAGCUCCUCUCCUUGCCUUUAAAUCCGCCACAGGCGAGGCGUAUUACCAUUUGCGUGAAGUAGUCAAAGAGAUCAAGAGAUGUCUGAAGACAGUAAUGCCACACGAUGGCGACAGAAGGCAGCUCCUCAACAAGUGUCACUGUAAGCGCUGCAUUGGGCGUCCUCCACACUCUCUCAUAUGAGCACAGACGGAUUUGGUGUGUGUAAUGUUGGACCCAGUGGUAAGACAAACACCCUUUUCCACAAAUAAAGACACUCACAUAAAGUUGCUCAUAUUCAAACCUCACGUGACAAAGGUGGGUUGUGCGCACAGAUCACAACAUUAACUCCAAAAAUGGCAUUAAAAUUGGAACCAUCUGUGCGUAAAUGACGCAUCGCGCUCCGUGGCCUGGCUCUUUCUUUCAUACAUGUUGGCAUAUAGAAUAAAUUUGCCUCACAAAACUGAAUAUUAUAAUAUCCGUAUGUUGGCUUAAAGUAGAUAACGCAUCUGAGCACUGAAACAAAUCAUCUGUUCAGCCGCAGCUUCAGCAGGACGGAGAGAGGACACAGAGACGUGUCCAGGUCGAGCUGUGCGAGAAAUAAGAGGAAGCGGAAGAAAGAAAAGGAGGGAGACAAAUUACAUAUCUAGUUAACUUCAUCGUGUGUGUCUAGUUAUUAGAUAUUUAAUUUAAUUUAAUGCGAUUUUAGCUGUGUUGAUUCGGUCAGGUUGUGUGUCCAAACGCAUGCCAAACGCGCUGAUCAGAUCAUAUAUAGAUCAGAAUAUAUCUAUACAGAUCUAAAUGUAUGUGCUGACUCAGAUUAUUAGUUGUUGUUGAUUAAUUUUUGCACUGAAGUGUGCCUGACACUGUGGAAACCUGCUGGUGAGGCAUCGGUGACGUAUGCCGAUACGCCGCUGGUCUACCAAAAUACUACUAGACCAGCUGCGCUCCGCCUGCGCUGAAAGCUGACCAGGUUUGAAUCGGCGAGCUUUCAGCGCACUUUACACGCCAGUGGCGAGCACGAAAAUGUCACUGCGCCCGCUGAUUCUGUUGACACCUCCCCCUGCCACGCCACCAUGCCCAGCUUGGCGGAUCUCGGUUCGCCUCCAUGUUAGGAUUCCUAACUCAAGAACAAAAAGUAUCAGACGGUUAACUUGUAAAACUCUGUGCAAAAAGUGUACUGUGUUUGUUAUUACAGCGAAGAUUGUGAAUCUGAAAUUUCGAAAAAAAAGACAUCAUGAUCUCAUGGUUUCAUGAUCCACCUGAGUCCCAGUUGACUUGCAGACAGACUCUCAUCCCUCAGUGUGAUUGGAUAAAAGCUCAUAGACUCAUCAUGCAUGAUCCAUAAAACUUUACAGUUAAACACAUUAACAGGGAUAAACAGAGUUAUUGUUACAAUAAAUAAUGAGGCUGACUGUGUUUGUUCCCUCACAGUUCGAUCCGCACACACACUCAAAUCCCAAGGUCUGUUUGUGUGUGUGUGUGUGUGUGUGUGUGGUGUCCAGGAUUAUAGGGACAACAAGCAGGGGUUUGUGGAGGACAAGAGCUCCUUUCUGCCAACACACAUUAAUUCAUGUACAUUGUUCACACGCACAAGCACGCAUGCACGCACAAGCACGCACACACACACACACACACACACACACACACACACACACACACACACACACACACACACACACACACACACUCCUAAGGUGCAGCGGUGCAGGCCAGUGUGUGGGAUUAGCUGGUACGCUCUGGCACUCUCUCCUGGUAAUCCUUCUAAUUUGUUAACAGGACACACACACACACACACACACACACACACACACACACACACACACACACACACACACACACACACACACACACACACACACACACACACACACUCCUGCACUGACUCCUAAACCCUCUCAUUCUGCUCGGCUGUAACACGUUAUAGAAAAUGAUAUAUUUAUUUAAUUGUAUCAGAGCAAAAUCCAAAUACAGGCUGAAAUGUAUUUUAAAAACUGAACCCUUAGAAAGAUGUGGCCGUGACAGUUCAUUUUGCUGCUUUGCAUGGCCUCUGCGUAAUGUCAUUUCAGUGCGGCUCUGUGUUAUCUGUGCACCUGUGACAUUGGGUCUGUUAUGUGUAACACACAAAGGUGUAACGGUGGGUGAAGUUGCCUCUCUCAUGGGUAGGAACAGGAGUGAAAGGGGUGAAGAUGUGUAGUGUUCGAUUUCAUUUGGAUUUUGAAUUCAUUUGAGCAGGCUGGUCAUUUUCAGCACCAUUUAAGACCAGUGUUUCUGCUUGUGUCUUUUAGAGAAGGGAUUUUUGCAUCCGAAAAAAAAAUCUGCCAAAAAAUGAACUGCAGCUUCUGCAACCUCUUUUUAAGGAAAGUUGCAGAUUUCAUUAUUUCUUUCAUGAAGUUUCUUUUCAAGCGCCUUGCAAUCACCCUUAAGAGGAAACAAACAAGUGAAGCCUGAAGAAUCCAAAGAUCUCCUGUAAGAAUAAGAACUUAAUUUAUCCCCAAAGGGAAAUUCAAUAGGUAGGUCAAAGAGGCACAGACACAACAGUGCUUCAACUCAUUUUGUCACCAGCUCCAUUGCUUUAAACAACCGCAAUAAUAUAUGAAGUAAAACACUUGGUUGCAUAUCUGGCAGAGGCAGAAUCGAUACAAAUUAUCGAACCUGCAAUCAGUGCUAUAACUGCAUGGUCUUAUUUUAUCUAUGCAUGCAUUCUCAUGUACUUCAGUGUGUGAACGGAGGCCUCUCUGUGUGAACUGCUGUAACUCUCUGUUGGGCUGUGCAGGAUUGCAGCAGAGUUGAACCUCUCCAUUAUUAAGCUCCUGAUCCCUCAGAAAAGAUGAUGGAGACAGUCCAGUUCUCACCUAUAAGUGUUUCCACUGAUCUAUGAUUAUUACUGGAGUGCAUUUGGCUAUAUUUGGAGUUUGCAGUAAAACAGAUAAAAUACUUAAUAAAGACCAAGCAGGGUUAAACCGCUGAAUGUUGCGAAACAUGCACUAACUGGUUUGAACACAGUUACUUCUGUAAACCUCUUUUGUCAUCAGUACUGCUGCACAUGUGCAGCUCUCCACAAAGGAAUAGGGAGAGUUCACCUGCAAGCUUCAUUCUAUAUUUGCUGUUCAGUUGGAUUCAUGUAUACUGGUCAGGUUGGGGCUGCAUACCUGCGUUCGUGGGAAUGUUUCAGAGAUGUGAUGAUGGGAAAUUACUACAGUGUUUCAGAUUUUAUUAUUCAGAUUUUAUUGGGUCAGAUCUUAUUCUUAUUAUUUGGGUUUACAGCUUCAAGCACUGCAUUAGGUCAUGAUUACUAUAUUCAAGCAUGAGCAUAAAGUGACAGGAAGAUGGCGGCCAUUGGAUUAUGAUCUAUGCAUGGUUCUGCUGGGGGCAGCAGUUGGAGGUCACAAUGAGCUUGUUUUGGGGCAACAGCUGCACUACAGACACAGAGACUGAAUGCUUUAUACUAGGACAUUAUUUCCUCUUUGGAUAGAACCAACAGAUCAGUGAAAGUCAAUACAUGGAGAAUUCCCAAACUUGCAAAAUUGUAACACCCAUAUCUCUGCAAACCUGCAACCCUGAGCAUGUUUUCUGCUUCUGGACUGAGACCAGGGUACAGUCCUGACUUACACCAUGUGGACAUGCACAUUUUUUUCUGAAAAAGAGCAGGCAUGCAGAAAACUGCAAUGGCCUGAAAACUGGACAUUGUGCAGCUGAAAAAAUUUUUUUUUCUUCAGUAUUCUGUUUGCACAUUAAGGAGUUUUAGCCUCGCUCCAUCUGCAGAGGUCAUUUAAGAGCCUGCUCUGCAUGUGGAUACUUGGUGUGUUGAAUGAUUUGUAAAUCUCUGUAUGUGCUGUAGCUUCGCAACACUGUCAGUUAUACCCAUGAUGUCUUUGUGAUAUCUAUGAUUCAGGAAGAAAAUGCGUUUGAUGUAACCUUUGUCAAAGUAAAAAUCUUUUUUUUAGUAUAUUUUUAGGCUUUAUUAACAGAGGGCAGCAGAAAUGGGGGCAAGUGGGCAACAGCUUGCAGGAGUAGGGUCUCAGGGUUGAAUCACUCAGAUGCUCUUACACCACUAGGUUGUUGGCACCCUGGGAAAAUCGGAAUCAUCUCAAGAGUGUUUCUCACCAUCUGUCUCAUCAUCUGCAUGUGGACAGAUUUGAGCACUGUCAGGAUGAGAGUGCACAGCACAGCUCUGAGCAGCUGAGAGAGGUGAUACUGGCAGCUUAUCAGAACAAUCAGCUGUAAGAUAGAAGCAAACAGCACAGAGCUGCAAAACUUUGUGGGUAGGAUUGUACUCCAGUAUUAUAUGUGCAGUAUGCUUUGUGGUUUAAAUGGUGCAGAUAGCGAGACAACAGAUGCACAAUUUGAGGUGCUAAAACCUAUCCUUGGUGAAUCCCCCCCCUCAGUGUUUGCAGGAAAUUAGAUGACAGUUUGAUUUCUGUGUGAGCGUGUGAGAAAUGAUAUACCUCGUAAAUGAUUUAUCCUCUCUAUACUGCUGGUGUGUGUGUGUGUGUGUGUGUGUGUGUGUGUGUGUGUGUGUGUGUGUGUGUGUGUGUGUGUGUGUGUGUGUGUGUGUGUGUGUGUGUGAUAGAGAAAGAGAGAGAGGGAGGGAGAGAGAGAGAGAGAGAGAGAGAGAGAGAGAGUGUGUGCAUGUGUGUGUUCCUUUUUAAGAAAUGUAAAAACAGACACAUCUUUAUUAUCCUCAGCAGGCAGCACUCGCUCCUCUCACAUUCAUCCAAACAGGCUGCUGCCAGAGUGUGUGUGAGUGUGUAAGCGGGUGUUUUUGUAUGUGUCUGUGUGUGUGAGUGUCUGUUUGUGUGUGUGAACAAAUGUGAGCCAAACAAAACACCUUCAGAGGGCAGAGCUGAAAAAAAAAGAAGAGAGAGAGGUUGUAUGAAUGAACACAGGUUUUAUUGUUUUGAGGUUUUAGCAGAUAUUUUCUGUCUGUAUUUUAAAUUGUUGUUUGUUGGGUUUGUUCUCAUCAGUUAUCUCUCAGUUUAAAAUCCUAAAAUGAAAUAAAAAAAAAAACUCCUUUACAAUGUCUGAUUAGCUUUCUGAAAAUGUUUACAAACAUACCUGAACAGGAUCAACAAAUACCGUGUUGCAAGUUAAACUGUGAAGCAAAGUGAUUCAGGACCCAUGCAGUGAUUUCCACUACAGAGUCCCGUCUGUUAUUAAUGCAGUGCUACCUGAGGGCCUGAAGAUCAGGACCAUCCAGUAAUGGUCCUGUAGAUGAUCCAUGUAGAGGCACCUUACUAUAUUGAUAUGUGGAUCAAGUGUCAUAAAUAAUACUCAGAUUUUUUCAGACAGCUUUGCAUGGAUCAUUUUUCUUACAGAGAGGUGUUUGAUUCUUAAAGGCUGUGCAGGGUGGAAGAUGUUAGAGACAGACAGUGAACUAGUCAAGCAUGCCCCCCUUACACAAAGACACACACACACACACACACACACACACACACACACACACACACACGCUUAAUGUAACCACAUGUACAGUAGGUCAUAAUUUAAACAGUGUGUACUAGACAGAAAAAAGGAGAAAAGGUUUUUUCUCUCACCCCCUUCUUCACACACUCUCAGACACGCACACACACUGUCUAUUAAACAUGGUCAGUCUUUCUCUCUCUCUCUCUCUCUCUCUUUCACACACACACACACACACACACACACACACACACACACACACACACACACACACACACACACACACACACACAGUAUUGUAGUGAAUAAUGCGCAGAUUAAAUAGAGUCGUAUAUUAAAGUACAGCUGACAUUAGAAUUAGCAUAAUGUGCUCUCGCCUCAGGCUCCAUGCUUUAUUUGCCAUCUGCGCUGGACUGCCUUCCCCUGGGAGGUCGCACACUCACACACACAAACACACACACUUGCAAACACACACAAAUGCACACCAACGUAAAAUAAAGCCCUCACUCCUCACAUGGUGGACAGAGAGAAAUAUUUUGCUGCAGGAAUAUAACAACGCCCUGAAAACUUAACCCUGACCUGUUCCUUACACACACACACACACACACACACACACACACACACACACACACACACACACACACACACACACACACACACACACACACACACACACACACACACACACACACACACACACACACACACACACACACACACGCACAUACAAUGUUAAUUGUGUGGGCACAAAUGAAUGUCUUUCUUCUCAGUAACCUAAGGCAUUCAACUAAAAGAGAGAAUACACACACUCUCACUCUUUUCUUACUUCUGGAUUGAUGUGUAGAGUGAGCAAAAAAGGAAGGGUGAGGAGGGGUGUUUUUGUAAAGUAAAGAGACUCCGUAAAAUGGCUUUUUUCUCUAAGAGAGGUUGAUGAGACUGACAAGCUUUGUGUGUGAGCGUGUUGUUUUUGUGCACUUUUAAGGACUAUUCUUCUUGCACAGCCUAUCUUUCAGGGACAAUUUUUUUGGGGUGGAUAUUUUGCAAUGUUUGCACAAAUUCCUUUUUUUAAUGAUUCCCUUUAGCCUCUAUCUUGUUGGUAUGUAUUUUGAAGUGACAUUUUAUCUCUCAACUCCCUUCUCAUGGUAUUAUAGUAUUUUUGUGUCAUGCCAGCUACAUGAAAACUGUAGUUCACACAAAGAAUGUACAUUUAGCUGUUUGAUCCCAGCUCCUCCAGUCACAAGCUUAAGUCUGUUUGAGUGAGACACCGAACAUUGUAUAUAUAUUUUAUUAAGAUUAAUUAUAUAAAUUUUUUUUUCCUUCAAAAAUGUCUGUGCUCGCAGACAUGGAUUAAAAACCCAAUUCAAAACUGAAUCUGAAACAUAAACUUCUUUUGUUUCUAUUUAAGGUAUUUUAUAAUUCACACCUUAAACUUUUGCAGUAUCAAGUACAAUCCAUGUAAACUUAAUGCUUGUAUGUGUACAGGUUUCUCUUUAGCAGGGUCCUGCCAACAAAAAAAAACAUCAGAAUGCUCAUUAACACAGAAAAUGUCUUUUUCCCUCAAUAAUCUCUGACAGCAGAAUGUGUGCCACAUGUUCUAAUGCUGUUCUACCUGGUUUAAAUGUCCUAAUGAAGUUACUGAUUGUGUAUCUGUUUUCAUUUCUGGAUUUCAGGCGGCAGAGAUGAGCCUUCCAGCUACAUCUGCACCACCUGUAAGCAGCCAUUCCCCAGCGCCUGGUUCCUGCUGCAGCACGCUCAGAACACACACGGUAUUCGCAUCUACCUGGAAUCCAACCCCUCCAGCACCGCCCUUACCCCUCGCAUCGCUAUGCCUCCCCCCAUGGGCAGCGACUCUAUUCCACAGUCUCCCCUUACCAACUUCCUGGGAGACAGCAACCCCUUCCACCUCCUGAGGAUGACGGGCCCCUUGCUCCGAGAGCCCCCUCCAGGUUUUGUGGAGAACCGCCUCCAGAACACACCUCCUUUUGUCAGCCCGCCUCCUCGACACCACCUGGACCCCCACCGGCUGGAACGGCUCAGCGCAGAGGAAAUGGGCCUCAUCUCCCAGCACCCCAGUGCCUUUGAGAGGGUGAUGCGGUUGACGCCCAUGGCCAUGGAGUCCCAGUCGAUGGACUUUUCCAGACGGCUACGAGAGCUGGCAGGCAACACCAACAGCACCACCCCACCACUGUCACCCAGCAGGGCCAACCCUAUGCACCGACUACUCAACCCUAACCCCUUUCAACCCGGGCAAAAAUCACCCUUUCUGACCACGCCUCCAUUACCACCAAUGCCCCCGAACAGCACUACCCCUCCCCAGAACCAGAACAAGGUCAAGUCCUGUGAGUUCUGUGGAAAAACCUUCAAGUUCCAGAGCAACUUGGUGGUGCACCGGCGCAGCCAUACCGGAGAAAAACCAUACAAGUGCCAGCUGUGUGACCACGCCUGCUCUCAGGCCAGCAAACUGAAGAGACACAUGAAGACACACAUGCACAAAGCUGGCUCUUUAACAGGGAGGUCCGAUGAUGGACUAUCCACCACGAGCUCCCCGGAGCCAGGAACAAGUGAUGUCACAGGGGAGGGCAUGAAGAACCGUGAUGGGGACUUCCACGGGGAAGGCAAUGAGGAGGAAGAGGAGGAGGAGGAGGAGGAAGAACUGGAGAACGAGAGUCGACCAGAAUCCAACUUUAGCAUGGAGUCUGAGUUCUACAGGAACAGGGAGAAUGGAUCUAAACCACAUUCGGAGGAGAAGUCCUCAUUCAACCUGGAUAAGAUGGUGGACGGUGCAGGACUCAACUCAAUACAACAGUACAAUAACUUGAUCGUUGACAAUCGGAAACAGAUGCCCUUCUCAAAGAGGUGCUCUGAUGGCCAGCGGGACACCGGGGAUGAGGACUCAGUGGCCGGGGAGAUGGACCACCACCAGCCAGAGGAGAGGACAACCAUUAAUGGCAGGAAUUGUGGCUCCGGUGACUCUUUCUCAGGCCUGUUUCCUCGUAAACCCACACCUAUCACCAGCCCCAGCCUGUCCAAUUCCUCCAAUAAGAGGAUCAAGAUUGAGAAGGACUUGGACAUUCCCCCUGCCACCCAUAUUCCCUCUGAGAACGUGUACUCCCAGUGGUUAGUGGGUUAUGCUGCCUCACGCCACUUCAUCAAGGACCCUUUUCUCGGCUUCACUGACUCCAGACAAUCGCCCUUCGCCACUUCCUCAGAGCACUCAUCUGAGAACGGCAGCCUGCGGUUCUCCACACCUCCUGGAGACUUGUUGGAUGGCGGGCUAUCAGGUCGCAGCGGUACCGCUAGUGGAGGCAGCACACCUCACCUGAGUGGAAGUGGCGGUCCUGGUCGACCUAGCUCUAAGGACAGCAGGAGGUGUGACACCUGUGAGUACUGUGGUAAGGUGUUCAAGAACUGUAGCAACCUGACAGUGCACCGGCGCAGCCACACCGGAGAACGGCCCUAUAAGUGUGAGCUGUGCAACUACGCCUGCGCUCAGAGCUCCAAGCUCACGCGCCACAUGAAGACUCACGGCCAGCUGGGUAAGGAGGUGUAUCGCUGUGACAUUUGCCAAAUGCCAUUCAGCGUGUACAGCACUCUAGAAAAACACAUGAAAAAGUGGCACGGAGAACAUUUGAUGACCAAUGAGGUCAAAAUCGAACAAGCAGAGAGAACCUGAACCCUGUUCCCAAAUGUCACACUGACUUAAUAGUGAACUCAACAGGGAGCUGGAAACUCUUUUUCUGAAAUGUUAAUUUAGUUUUUUGUGUUUUUUAAAAAACUGCCAACUGAGAACAAAAAGUGGAGACACCGUCCUAACGCCGAGUGAAGCUGUCUAACUGCCUCAUUUGGAGUUCCUUUUGAAACAAUCAGUCAGUUGAGUUUGAACAUAUGUGGAGCCUUUAACUGUGCAAUAAUUUAUGUAUUUAUUGGAUUUUGUAUUUUGGCAUGUGCAGGUAUGUUUUUAUUUAGGCAUUUUUUAAAAGUUGUUUGAUUUAAUUUUGCGUUACUCUGUUUUUUAAAAAUCCCACAUGAUAUCCUGAGAGUUUUGUAGGAGACUAAAGUCCAUUUUCAGUCUGAAAUCUUUUUGGCCGCUGCUUGUAGGAAAUUGUACAUUAAGCUAAAUGUGAGAUUUGUCAAAGAGGAGCUUAGUUCAAUCUGACGUGGCGUUAACUGAGAACGCUAGAAUUAGAUUAUUUUGUGUGAUGACGAAACGCGGACAACAAUCCUUUGGCUCUGUAGCAUGAACAGACUUUAAACAUGUCAAUUAAAUUGGAUAUGUAGCACUGAGUGUCAGAUGUGACAGUAAAUGUAAAAAACAAGAGGAUCCCAAGGUGUUUAUGCCCCGCCUCCUCCUGUGACAUCACAACCAGCCUGAAGACAGACAAACAUUUUUUUAAACAUAAGGCAGCUGCUGCUGGGAAAAAGUACCACAACCCAACAACGCUACUUUGAACAUCUAAAAAAUACACCCUCCAAACGCCUGAACACACACCCUCCAAACACCUGAACAGACACCCUCCAAACACCUGAACAGACACCCUCCAAACACCUGAACAGACAUCCUCCAAACACCUACACAUACACCCUCUUUACACCUUAACAUACACCCUACAAAAACCUGAACACUCUCCCACCUAACACUUGAACACACUGACCUAUGUCUGAAUCUAUUUUUCUUUUUUUUUUUAUUUAAAUGUGGUGAUCUCGUGCACUGACUCUUAUCUCACUCUUAUCUCAUUUCCUUUCUAGUUUUGUUGGAUCAGUCUUUUUACCCAAUCAGCAUUGACCUUUGUCAGAACCUGACUGUAAUGACACAACAGUGUUUGACCUGCACACCUUAAAUCCUGUAGGUCAUCUCACACUCACACUGUCUCUUUAUUAAAUGCUCAUAGUGUGUGGUUCAAGCUGAACUUACACCAGUUGAGACUUUUAACCUGUGGAGGAGACACAAACUAACAAGACUUUGACCCUCCAGUUAUCUGUUUCAGAACUCUGAAUCUGUCGACAUUGAAAUUAGCGAAACUCUAAGUUUUAUGUAUCAUGGCAGUAACUCAGACCAGAGAAAGACGAGGAACUCAAGCCCGUUUCAGAAGGACAAGUUACUGGAGCUGCAAACCUAACUCAGUCCAGAGCAGGUUCCUCUUCCAUUUUUCUUUCCACAGAGCCAGUCUCGUUUCUGUUUUUGCAUUCAUUCAUUCAUGAAGUCAGUAUCACUCACAUAUUCACAGUAAUUCAGCUUUCUUUUAAUCAAAAACCUGCUGCAUUUGUAAAGUCUGUUGACAAUACUAGUCUAUGCAUUAUACUUUAUAACAGUGCAUGGCAUUGAAUCUUAAAACCUGUAUUUUAGGGACAUGUUCAGAUACCCACCUAUUUAAGCAUUUUUCUUAUCAAGCCUCAUGUCCCCAACUUAACUUUUACUUCCCAUCAGACUGUAUUUUGUUGUUAUAUCCAUAUUUUUAAUUCACAGCUGCUUCAAAGUUUACAUUUAAAUGAAAAUACAUAUCAGGUUCAGUACCAUGUUAUAAGUUUUAUACGUUAUAUGAUAGUAUGAUAUGGUCAAAUUUUAAUCUGGCUAAUUAAACCAUAAACUUACAUGUUGCAGCAGCUCCCUUUCCUGCUAUAUCUCUCUUUCUUUCUAAAAUUAUGCUCAAAUUUGCUUCAUGCGUGCAUGAGGACUUUCUGAUGCCACAGGAGUAAAGUAGAUAGACCUGUCAUUUUAUAUUUUCGUAUUUAAUAUCCAGACUUCAUUAAUGUCGUCUCUAUAAAGUCUCAAGUGUGAGUGAACCCACUCAAAGAUGAUCGAACUAACUCAAAUCAGAGUUUCCAGUUUGAGGUUAGCCCAGAGUUAGCUGGGUUGGCUGCACUGAUUUAUUUAUUUAUGGUUAAUUAAAUUUAUCUGAAAGCAGUCCCAUUUUACCAUAAAGAAAAAAUGAUUUAGGAUUUUAGUCUCCCCUUAAAACCAGACAUAUCUGAGAGGAAGAUGAUUCAGUGAGAGCAGAGAACUCCUAACCGGGUUGAAGUGAAAGUUACAUUGUGAUUGAGUCAGGAAUGAGAAAUUCCUCCAGAUCAGGUUUGUGCUGAAGAGAGGAGACAUUGAAGUGCAGGUUCAGAUUUUAGUGUCUGUGAAAUAAAAAAAUUGUCUGAUCAAAUAAUGACAGCCAAUCACUAUGUUUAUUUCAGAAAAAAAUGAUGAGGACGUUUUAUUUCAAAAUUCAGUAGGAGUUGAAGGAAUGAUGAUUGAUGCUGUUACUGUGGUAACAUGGAUUAAAAACCAGAGUUAGUCGACAUGUUUGGUGUCAAAUGUUUCAGAUAAUUUUGUUAUUUAUCUGAUAGAGACUUCCAUUAAACUAAAAUGUGCAAACACUGUCUUUUUAUUUUCAAUAUCAAGACUCCAUUCAUAUUCAUCCUCAAUUUUCAUUUUAGAUCUGAUUUUUCUGAGCGUCACAUCUGCACUUGGUGAUUUAUCUGUUCAACACACUCACACAUACACACACACACUUACAGAGGGUGUAUAUCUUGGGAUCUCGGACGCUGAAGCACUCAGGGCUGUUCGGCAAGGCUUUCCCGAUGGUGGCACUAUAAAAGUAAAUUAUUAAUAAUGAUAUUAACGUUGAUAUUUAUUCAGGACAGUUUUGUACUGCCAUUGGAUUAGACAUGAGUGUGCCUUGAAUUAUGAUCUUCCUAUUUAUUGUCAGAGACAAAUGCAACACUUUUUAUGAAGCAUCAAAUGAGAGGAGAGUAAACUACGUUGUGAUUUGACAUUUGAAUAAUUUAAAUGAUCGUAAGCGCUGAGUUUAGGUUUAGGAGCAGCCAGCACAAUCUCUAUGUGUCUGUGUGUAUAUAUGUAUGCAUAUGUACAUAUAAAGGCACAAACCUAUUUAUGAAUAAAUUAUAUGAGAAUUCUCCCUCGGAAGGACAUGCGUCUGUCCCCAAUAGAAAAGUCCAGAGAGGACAAUAAGCCACACAAGCGUCCACACAGAGACAAAAAUCAGGAGAUGAAAAAAGGAUUGAGUGCAUUCUGUCUUUAAUAAGUUUACAGUAUUGAAACAAGUACAAGGGUAAAAUAAUAUCUGUGUGUAUGUGUGUUUUAAACAGACAAGUAUUUUUUUCAGGUUUGCUUCUAAAGUUUCUCUGAACGCCCGCCAUUGUGGUGGUCGAUCGAUCGAUGUGUAAAUCUUUUCUUUUCUUUUCCUUUUGGUGACGGGGUUUUAGUAUAUAUAAAUAUAUAUGAAUAUAUAUGACAUUUCUCUUGUUUACUGUAAAGUAUACCAGUAUUUGUAAUAUUGGAGAAUGCCUGGGCAUUUUACAGAACUAGAAAAAGGUUGUUUUUUUAUCUUUUCUUUUGCAGUUUUGAAUCGUGGGUCUGAAAAUGUUUUUGUCACUGUAACUGUAAAAGUCUUCAGUUUUAGUAACUUUGAUUCUGCCUUGGGUGUGAUGAAAUAAAAAAUAAAAAGAAACCCUUUCAAAAUGA
Molecule: messenger RNA, 30186 nt
Organism: Xyrichtys novacula (pearly razorfish)
Lineage: Eukaryota; Metazoa; Chordata; Actinopteri; Labriformes; Labridae
Source: the annotation of a GenBank genome assembly